Blepharisma stoltei is the source of this 3788-nucleotide messenger RNA. NCBI's taxonomy places the organism in Eukaryota, Ciliophora, Heterotrichea, Heterotrichida, Blepharismidae. The record is from the annotation of a GenBank genome assembly.
AUGGACGAAAGUAUUGCUCGGGAUAUUUCAGAGCAUUUUAAUGUGAUAAAUAAGCUUGGCGAGGGUGCUUAUGCAUCUGUAUACCACUGCAUUUCUCUGAAAACAAAAAAAGAGGUUGCCGUCAAAGUUUUGCCAAAGGCUCAAAUGAGCGAAAAAGAAAUCGCCUUGUCAGUUCAAGAAGUGGAAAUUUUGGGAAGCCUGGACCAUCCUAACAUUGUUAAGUUUGAAGGGAUCAAGUAUUGUGAAAGUGCUUUUUUUCUAGAAAUGGAACUACUGAGAGGUGGGACACUUAUGAACUUAAUUAACAGCAGAAAGUUAACUGAGCAGGAGGCUUCUGAAAUUAUGAAAGGAGUGUUCGAAGGAGUGGCUUAUUUUCAUGAGAGAAAAAUAGUUCAUCGGGAUCUUAUUUUUUCUGAAUUUUUAAGUAGAAAUUCUCAUUGUAGUUUUUAUGAGAAAAUAUUAAAAAGUAAUUUCAGUAUAGCUCAUACCCUUUAUAGAUUUCUUUAUCGAGCAAAAUGUACUGGAUUAUUGAACGACCAAGAGAGACUCUAUUAAAGGAACGGCUAGAUAUCUAUAUCAGGAAGUGCUAAAAAGUGACAUGUCAAAAAAUGGUGACAAGUCUGAAAAAAAGUUGACAAGUAAACGCGCCAAUUUUUAAAAUGGAUUUAUUAUUAAAAUAAUUUAAAACUUAAGAUAUUUUAAUUUUAAUCAAUUAUUAAUUAUGCUAAGCACACAUCAUAUGAGAGUCGAUAAGAACUUCUUAUAUAUUUAAAAUCACAAGCCACGCACUUUGCAAAUUAUAGCUCUAGUCUUCAUAAAUAAAUUAGCAUAAAAUAAAGAAAUUCCAUCGAGCCGAAAAAUGCACAUCGAGUUGCCUGUUUUUGAUUUCACUUAUAAGCCAUAUUGAAUUUUUGCUAAAUACUUCUCAUAUGAGUCGAUGAGAACUUUUUGUAUAUUUAAAAUCACAAGUCACGCACUUUGCAAAUUAUAGCUCUAGUCUUCAUAUAUAAAUUAUCAUAAAAUAAAGAAAUUCUAUCGAGCCGGAAAAAUGCACAUUGAGUUGCAAGUUUUUGAUUUUCACUUAUAAGCCAUAUUGAAUUUUUGCUAACUCCCCCCCCCCCUCCGUGAGCGAACAAAACCAUUAGAAAAAAUCGCCAUUUUUUGACCAAAAACCCACCCUCCGUGAGUGAACAAAAAUUUUUUUAAUAGAAAAAAUUUUAAUGGAAAAAAAUUUUGAUAUAUAAGUGAUAAUUAGUAUAAUGAAAUCUAGAGCUAAUUCUGUUUAAUUUUAAACAAAUUGCGUUUUAAAACAUAAAUUUUGCAAAUUAAAUUAAUAUUUGCUUCCCAAUUUUUGCAAAUUAGGAUUUUUUUUAAAUUUCGAAAAAAAUAUUUUUUUAUAAAAUUUUAUAUAUAAAUUUUUUUUAAAAAAAAAAAUUAACCCCCCUCCGUGAGCGAACAAAAUUUUUUUGUUCGCUCACGGAGGGGGGGGGGGAGUAAGUACUUCUCAUAUGAGUCGAUAAGAACUUUUUAUAUAUUGAGAUACACAAGCCACGCACUUUGCAAAUUAUAGAUCUAGUCUUCAUAAAUAAAUUAGCAUAAAAUAAAGAAAUUCCAUCGAGCCGGAAAAAUGCACAUCGAGUUGCAAGUUUUUGAUUUUCACUUAUCACAAGCCACGCACUUUGCAAAUUAUAGCUUUAGUCUUCAUAUAUAAAUUAGCAUAAAAUAAAGAAAUUCUAUCGAGCCGGAAAAAUGCACAUUGAGUUGCAAGUUUUUGAUUUUCACUUAUAAGCCAUAUUGAAUUUUUGCUAACUCCCCCCCCCCCCUCCGUGAGCGAACAAAACCAUUAGAAAAAAAACCCCAUUUUUUGACCAAAAACCCACCCUCCGUGAGUGAACAAAAUUUUUUUAAUAGAAAAAAUUUUAAUGGAAAAAAAUUUUGAUAUAUAAGUGAUAAUUAGUAUAAUGAAAUCUAGAGCUAAUUCUGUUUAAUUUUAAACAAAUUGCGUUUUAAAAACAUAAAUUUUGCAAAUUAAAUUAAUAUUUGCUUCCCAAUUUUUUGCAAAUUAGGAUUUUUUUAAAUUUUCGAAAAAAUAUUUUUUAUAAAAAUUUAUAUAUAAAUUUUUUUUAAAAAAAAAAAAUUAACCCCCCUCCGUGAGCGAACAAAUUUUUUUUGUUCGCUCACGGAGGGGGGGGGGGGAGUAAGUACUUCUCAUAUGAGUCGAUAAGAACUUCGUAUAUAUUGAGAAUCGCAAGCUUUGCAAAUUAUAGCUCUAGUCUUCAUAAAUAAAUUAGCAUAAAAUAAAGAAAUUCUAUCGAGCCGAAAAAUGCACAUUGAGUUGCAAGUUUUUGAUUUUCACUUAUAAACCAUAUUGAAUUUUUGCUAAAUACUUCUCAUAUGAGUUGAUAAGAACUUCUUAUAUAUUGAGAAUCGCAAGCCACGCACUUUGCAAAUUAUAGCUCUAGUCUUCAUAAAUAAAUUAGCAUAAAAUAAAGAAAUUCUAUCGAGCCGGAAAAAUGCACAUUGAGUUGCAAGAUUUUGAUUUUUACAACUAUUAUUAAAUUUAAAUAUUAAAUUUAAAUAUAUAUAUAAAUCAAAAUAUUUAAAGCCAAUAUAUAAUGUGUAAUUAUAUCUUUCUGUCUAAUUGAGUAUCUUAAGUUUUAAAUUAUUUUAAUAAUAAAUCCAUUUUAAAAAAUUGGCGCGUUUACUUGCCCAACUUUUUUCAGACUUGUCACCAUUUUUUGACAUGUCACUUUUUAGCACUUCCUGAUAUAGAUAUCCAACUCGUUCCUUUAAUAGAGUUUUUCUUGGUCGUUCAAUAAUCCAGUACAUUUUGCUCGAUAAAAAAAUCUAUAAAGGGAUAUAAGCUAUAUAAAAUAAGCUACCAGGGAUCUAAAGCCUGAAAAUAUUUUGUUUGCAGAGCCAAACCUAAUUAGUUCACUUAAAAUUACUGACUUCGGGCUUAGCUCAAAUUACAGCUACGAUUCUCGUUUAGAUACUAAAACUGGGACAAUGAUUUAUAUGGCCCCAGAACAAGUUUUAUCUAACUUUUACGGUGAGCAAGUAGAUAUUUGGAGCUGUGGAAUGAUAUUGUACAUGCUUAUAGUAGGAAGCCAUCCUCUUUAUGAGCCAGAUGAUGAUACAAGUUCUUAUACUUGAAAACUGAAAAACGUUGAAUGGAAUUUUCCUGAUGAUUUCCCUCCUUUAGCGAAGGACUUAUUUUUACGCUGCACUGCAAUAAACCCAUUUUUACGUUACACAGCUGAUUUGGCACUGAAUCAUCCUUGGAUCACUCGCAAAAAUUCAGUCAUACCUAAAACGCAUUUAGAAGAUGUCAGGAAUUAUACCUAAUUAUCUAAAUAGUCGUAAAGCUAUUUUUAUAUAAAAAAAUAAGAAAAAUUUUAGCCAAUAUCCUAUACCACGAUAAGCUUAAAAUGAAAACAAUCAUCAUGGAAUGCUUAAUUCUCUCAGGAAUCCUCCAGCAGCAGUCUCCCGAAAUAUCCGAAAAAUACAAAGAGCUACUCCAACACUUACCCCGCACCCCUGACCCCGAAAUGAGCGAAGAGGAAGAAGAAUUCUCCCCACCAAAGAAAAUCCAGUCCCUCAACACCGAAACGAAAUCUUCAUUUUUACGCACCACAUUAAAAACAAAAUCAUUUCUAACUGUCCCAAUGUCAAAAUUCGGCCCAUCUUCUCCUACUCUUUCCAGAUCCAAUUCAAAUGGGCAUCUUCGAGGCAUCCAAACUACUAAAAACAAGACCAUGGUGAUUUUAAAAAGAGAGAAAAAGUAG